AUGUCAACCUUAUUCCUCAUUGGUACCUCUAAGGAACAAUUGGAAAGUUCUCGCCUCCCAUACUUGACGAGCGAGAACAAUGCCCUUUUUGACAGGACCAUUGUUCUGCCAGAUCUUAAGGCUUUGUUUGUUAGAUUAUACAAGGAUAGAAUGAUAACGUUGCCCAAUAUAUGGAAUUAUGAACGUGGUGUCUCAUUGGUAUUAUACAAUCCAUCGGAAAAUAAAGAUGAGUCUCAUCUGUCCGUGCGACAACUGAAUGAUAUAUUAGAUAGGUGUUUACCGACUUUUAACGUGACGGCAGUGGAUUAUACCAACGAGGAACAAUAUACACAUUUCUUUGAAGAUUUGGAAGAUGAAAUUAGAAUAUCUCAAGAUAGUAUCUUAAGAUUGAACCAUUGGAUGUACCAUCAUACUGAAGAACAUUCUCCUGUUAAUAUGCAAGAUUCUUCAUGUGGUACCAACAUAUAUUCUAUGCUUAGACAUUUAACAAAUUCUGAAAAAUUUAAACAAAUGAAGCCAGUAACUUCGGAACAUGAAGAUCUACCAUCUUUCAUAACAGAUAUUCAAUUCAAGGACUUUUUAUCGGACACGCAGAUAGAUGAGACUCAUUAUUUAAAUUUAUUAUCCACUUGGAAUUUUGCUGCCUUAAAUCUAACUACGGAAGAACUAAUAAUUUGUGGAUUUCUCUUAAUACGGAAGUUAACGAGAGAAACAGGAAGGAAAGACCUAAUACUGGAUGAUAAUCAAUUAUUAUUUUUAUUUUUCACCAUUGAAGCAUCAUAUCAUCAAGUUAAUAAAUUCCAUAAUUUCAGACAUGCAAUCGAUGUCAUGCAAGCAACGUGGCAAUUAUGUGUCAAUUUAAAAUUUAAAGAUCCAAUUCAUAUCUUGCUUCUUUGUAUUGCAGGUAUUGGUCAUGAUAUUGGUCAUCCAGGGACAAAUAAUCAAUUAUUUAAAGAAUCUACAUCUUCACUGGGAGAAAAAUUUCAAAAUCAAUCUGUCCUGGAAAAAUUCCAUGCUGAAGUAUUUCAAAAUUUAAUUUUCCAUCAAUGGCCACAAUUAUUCCAAUUAUCACAUGAAAAUUCAAAUUUAAUUAAAGAAGCUAUCCUAGCCACUGAUAUGGGGUUCCAUACAACUUAUGUCAAGAGAUUAAAUGAACUAAUUCAAACUCCACCAACAGACAAAAACCCGGUCGAUUUUAUUACUCUUAUUUCAUUUGUUAUAAAGGCAGCAGAUAUAUCCAACGUAACGAGACCAUUAAUCAUAUCUGCUAAAUGGGCAUUCCUUAUUGGUAUGGAAUUUACAGACUGUGGUAUCCUAUCCAAUUUCACAAAGGAUAAUAAUAAUAACAAAUGUUUAAAGGAUAAAGAUAAUAAGGAAAAAUAUAAUGAUGAAUCGUAUACUACCAAAAUUUUCGAUAUUCUUUAUUCUAAUGAUAUUACAGUCGAGGAAUUAUUAAAAGAAUAUCCUGCAAUUGCAAAUGGACAAAUUUUCUUUAUUAACAUGUUUGCAGAAGAGUUCUUUGGUAAACUAUCACUUGUUUUCCCAAAUUUGAAAUUCUUAAAUGACAACGUUCAAUCCAAUAAAAAAUACUGGCUACAAAAAUUGAAAGAAUCUAAAUAA
Naumovozyma castellii is the source of this 1620-nucleotide messenger RNA. It is a transcript of the gene PDE2, whose product is annotated as 3',5'-cyclic-nucleotide phosphodiesterase PDE2. The record is from RefSeq and is a predicted model, not a curated record. The transcript has a single exon. NCBI's taxonomy places the organism in Eukaryota, Fungi, Ascomycota, Saccharomycetes, Saccharomycetales, Saccharomycetaceae. The coding region runs from base 1 to 1620 and encodes 539 amino acids.